AUGGUUGAGGAGGAAGCUAAGAGCCUGCCUAUGGAGCUGAGCGAGAAGGGGGGUGUGGAGAACAACGGAUUUGUUCAAAAUGAGGCUUUUGAUGACAAGGAGACUGAUACCAGUAGCCAAGAAGAAAUGCCGAAAACAUGCAUUGUUGAUACAGACCCAGCGGCUAUGGAGGAGCUGGCGUUGACCCGGUACAGAGUGACCAGGGAGAUUCUCUUCUGGCUCAUAAUCGCAGCUGCUGUUGCGCUUGUGUGCGCUACGAUUACGAUUAUCGCGCUCUCUCCAAAGUGCCUUGACUGGUGGCAGGCCAGUCCCAUUUAUCAGAUCUAUCCUCGUUCCUUCAAGGACAGCAACAUGGAUGGGAAUGGAGAUCUGAAAGGUAUCCAAGAUAAACUGGACCAUAUCACGUAUUUAAAUAUAAAAACCAUCUGGAUCACAUCUUUCUACAAGUCCCCCUUAAAAGACCUUGGCUAUGGAGCUGAAGACUUCUAUGAUAUUGAUCCCAUGUUUGGAUCAAUGAGCGAUUUUGAGAAUCUGCUUGCAGCCAUACAUGAUAGAGGGCUGAAGGUGAUAAUGGAUUUAAUACCAAACCACACAAGUGACAAACACCAAUGGUUUCAGCUGAGUCGCAAUCGGACUGGGAAGUACACGGACUACUACAUCUGGCAGGACUGCACGCAGGCUGCUGGUUCGGUCGCUCCUCCAAACAACUGGGUGAGUGUCUUUGGGAAUUCCAGCUGGCAGUACGAUGAUGUGAGAAAGCAGUGUUAUUUUCAUCAGUUUGGGAAAGAACAGCCGGACUUAAAUUUUCGCAACCUCGCUGUCCAACAAGAAAUCCAUGAUAUUAUCAAAUUUUGGCUCGGCAAAGGAAUCGAUGGAUUUAGUUUCAGCGCUGUUAAAUUUCUUUUAGAAGCAACACAUCUACGGGAUGAGCCUCAAGUGAACAAGUCCCAGAAUCCAGAAAGUAUCACAGCCUAUUCCCAGCUCUACCAUGACUACACGACCACGCAAGUUGGAAUGCAUGAUAUCAUCCGUAGCUUCCGUCAAACCAUGAAUCAGUUCAGCAGUGAACCUGGCCGAUACAGAUUUAUGGGCUCUGAUGGUGAUGAAAAGGAAGACAUUGAAGCCACAAUGAUGUAUUAUGGAACAACUUUUGUCCAAGAAGCAGAUUUUCCCUUCAAUUUCAACCUCAUUAACAUGAAAAAUCUAUCGGGCAACGGUAUUUUUGAAGCUGUCAACUUGUGGAUGAAAAACAUGCCUGCAGGAAAAUGGCCAAACUGGGCGGUUGGAAGCCCUAACGCUGCUCGGAUUUCAUCUCGGAUUGGGAAGGAGUACGUCAACGUUAUGAACAUGCUGCUUUUAACCCUCCCUGGGACUCCUGUAACUUACUAUGGUGAAGAAAUAGGCAUGGAGAACAUUGCGUCAGAAAAUGUAAGUGAAGGGCCUAUAUACUCUGACCCCGUUGCAACCUUUCCAGAGAAAUCCCCCAUGCAGUGGGACGGCAAAGUUAACGCUGGUUUUACUGAAGGCAACAGUAGCUGGUUACCUAUUAACUCUGACUACCAAAGCGUAAAUGUUGAAAUCCAGAUGACCUGGUCCAACUCAACCCUGAAUUUGUACAGAGAGCUAACUUUACUUCGUAACAACGAGCUGCCCCUUCAUCGGGGGUGGAUGUGCUACAUCUGGAAUGACAGCAAUGUCUUUGUGUAUGUGAGGGAAUUGGAUGGGUUAGACAAAGUCUUCAUGAUGGUUCUCAAUUUUGGGCAGGGAUCAACAAUAGACCUGAAAGCUAUAGUUCCUAGCCUUCCAUCUGAAGCUAUUAUAAAACUAAGCACUAAUUUUAGCAAUGCUGGUAAAACUGUCAAUACCAAACUAAUUAAAACUGAAAUGGGAGAAGGCCUGGUCCUUGAAUAUAAAACAGCAAAGCCUGUUCAUACUAUGGAAGCUUUUCAAGGGAAUUGUUUUGUGGCAGAAAAAGCUUGUUAUUCCAGUGCCUUCAACUUACUCUACGUGAACUGUUAA
Messenger RNA from Charadrius vociferus (killdeer), 2019 nucleotides. It is a transcript of the gene SLC3A1, whose product is annotated as solute carrier family 3 (amino acid transporter heavy chain), member 1. The record is from RefSeq and is a predicted model, not a curated record. NCBI's taxonomy places the organism in Eukaryota, Metazoa, Chordata, Aves, Charadriiformes, Charadriidae. Bases 1 to 2019 code for a protein of 672 amino acids. Gene Ontology annotation, biological process: amino acid transport; carbohydrate metabolic process. The transcript has 11 exons.